CAAGUGGGCAUAUUAGGAUGAGCGGGUGACGUUUCCAGUUCCAGUUACCAGAGCGAUAUCAACAGAGAAUCAACAGGGGGAGGAUGAAGCGGCGCAAUGCGGACUGCAGCAAACUCCGACGGCCGUUAAAACGGAACCGAAUCACCGAGGGUAUAUAUAGCAGCACGUUCCUGUACCUGAAGUUCCUGGUGGUGUGGGUGUUGGUUCUGCUGGCUGACUUUGUGCUGGAGUUCAGGUUCGAGUACCUGUGGCCUUUCUGGCUUUUCAUCCGAAGCGUCUACGACUCCUUCAGAUAUCAGGGUCUGGCAUUUUCCGUUUUCUUCGUCUGUGUGGCGUUUACAUCGGACAUCAUAUGCCUCCUCUUCAUCCCCGUCCAGUGGUUGUUUUUUGCAGCCAGCACCUACGUAUGGGUCCAGUAUGUGUGGCACACAGAGAGAGGAGUCUGUCUACCCACCGUUUCGCUCUGGAUUCUGUUCGUGUACAUCGAAGCUGCCAUACGGUUCAAAGAUCUGAAAAAUUUUCACGUGGAUCUCUGUCGACCCUUCGCUGCUCACUGUAUCGGCUAUCCAGUGGUGACCCUGGGCUUCGGCUUCAAGAGCUACGUUAGCUAUAAGAUGCGCCUGAGGAAACAGAAGGAGGUGCAGAAGGAAAACGAGUUCUACAUGCAGCUCCUACAGCAGGCUCUACCGCCGGAGCAACAGAUGCUGCAGAGGCAGGAGCGAGAAGCAGAGGAAGCUGCCUUAGCCAAGGGGAUCUCCGAGGUAGAACCCACAGUCAUUACCCAAAACGGAGCGCCGCCCGGGAAGAAAAGCUCCUCAGUCACAUUACCGGAGCUGGAGUACCGCGAGAAAGGGAAGGACAGUACGGCGAAAGAGCGAGAGGGCAAAAAGCAGAACACGGUGGGAAUCAAUAACAACAGUAUUAUACACGCACUGGACUCCAAACUGCAGGAGGCAGAAUUUAUCGAGAACUACGUCGGGACAAAGAGACUGAACAACGACCUGGCGGGGGAGAACGCGCUCACCGACGGGAGCGCGCACAUGUCGGCGAAAGAGGAAAUGGGGGGAACGGGGAAGAACUACAAAAACCCCGGCACCAACUCGUCCCCGCGGAACCACAGCUCCACGAACGGCAGCCUUCCGUCGGGCUCCUCGGCCGGCAAGAACGAGAAGAAGCAGAAGGGGUCAGGCAAAGGCCAGAGGGACCCGGUGGAGAACUGCAUCCCUAAUAACCAGCUGGGGAAACCAGACACUCUAGUCCGGCUGGAGCAGGACGUGAAGCGCCUGAAGGCAGACCUGCAGGCCAACCGGCAGCUGGAGUCGGAGCUGCGCAGCCAGCUCUCCUCGCUGAGCAGCCAGGACCGCAGCCUCCGCUCCGAACUGGGCCAGCUGCGACAGGACAACGAGCUGCUGCAGAACAAGCUCCACAGUGCCGUCCAGGCCAAGCAGAAGGACAAGCAGACCAUAUCCCAGCUGGAGAAGAGGCUGAAGGCUGAGCAGGAGGCCCGAGCUGCGGCUGAGAAACAGCUGGCCGAGGAGAGAAAGAGGAAGAAGAUGGAGGAGGCCACCGCGGCCAGAGCGGUAGCUUUAGCUGCCGCUACCAGAGUGGAGUCCACCGAUUCUCUCCGAGGACGUAUCAGAGAGCUGGAGACGGAAUGCAAGAAGCUCAGCAUGGACAUGAAGCUCAAGGAGGAGCAGAUUAGGGAUCUGGAGGGAAAGUGUCAGGAGCUGCGCAAGUACAAGGAGAACGAGAAGGACACGGAGGUGCUGAUGUCUGCGCUGUCCGCCAUGCAGGAGAAGACCCAGCAUCUGGAGAACAGCCUCAGCGCCGAGACCCGCAUCAAACUGGACCUGUUCUCUGCUCUGGGCGAUGCCAAGAGGCAGCUGGAGAUAGCACAAGGCCAGAUCCACCAGAGGGAGCAGGAGAUCAUGGAGCUGAAGCAGAAGAUAGCAGAAGUCAUGGCAGUGAUGCCCAGCCUGUCCUACUCAUCAGACGGCAGCAACCUGAGCCCAGUCACCCCGCACUACUCCUCCAAGUUCAUGGACAAUAGUCCCUCCUCCCUGGACCCCAACGCCUCAGUCUACCAGCCAAUGAAAAAGUGACUCUUCGUUUUUCUUUUUUUUUUUCGUCAGACAGAAGGUUUCCCUUUUUCCUCGUUUUACCGUCUCUACUGGUUUGGGUUCUUUUAAAGUUUACCAGCCUUUACCAGCGCCCCUGCCCCCCCGAAACCCUCUUGACAAGAUUUUGCACUUAGCACAUGCAGACACACCAAGUCCCUCCAUUUUCUUCUAAAGAUUUUUCUCUACUUUGCUCAAAGGAGGGUUUGGUUUUAUUACGAGAACUCUUUAUUUUGAAGGGGUUGCAUACAAUUUGUCGGCCAAAUGUCUACAGGUGAGCCAUCGCACAUCGCUUCAUGUCAGUUCCCCUUUCCAUUUUUCUUCACAACCAGGUGUCUAAUUGAACAGCAUCAAACUCCUUUGGGGUUUUUAAACAAUGGCUUAAAAGAGACGGAAGGCAUGUUUUUUAGUUUGGUUCGUCCGAGGCUCUCCUGUAAAGUAAAAUAAAGUAAAAGCCCCUCGAGAGGUACAUGAAUGUAAAACAGUUCAUGUUUGGAUAUAUCUGCGUUUAACUUAAAUCCGUGAUUGUUUCGUGAUACUUCGGUUCAGUUCGACAAUGUGCGUAUAUCUGAAACCAUGCUAUUGAAUUCUGUCGCUCUCUAGAUGCGGUAUUGUCUCCUCUGUACUGGAAUAUUGGCUUCUCCAGGAUAAUCAGCAAGUGGAAGAAUUAGACGUAGCUUGCGUCGCCCCUUCAGAAGACAACUGCUCGAUUAGGCCUAGGCACUGCCAAAAACGUUGACGUUAAGGUUCCCUCGCCUCGCCACGAACACUGUUCCCUCUUACUUCUGGACCAAAUUAGGACACAUUAGGCCAUGUCGCUCACCGGAUUCAAUGAUGUCGAGGUAACUGCUCGGUUACCAUAAUUUGCAGACGUAUCAGUGCCUUGCGGAAACCACUUGCUUAGCGAUCCUGGGAUAUUAGCAUCUCACUUUGAAGUCGCACUUCUGUCUCUUUCUCUCCGACUCCGACAUGUCUAGAUUUUAUUUGAGUGCUUAAAAAAGAGCAUUUUCAAGAAGUCAGUAUUCAAAGGAAGAAAAAAAAAACGUAUGAUCAUUGCAGCUAGAUGACAGCAGUUUAGCAGACUUGAAGGGAAAAAAAAAAUACUGGACGUGGGCUUAAUAUGCCAAACGCCAACCCAAACUGAUUGUCUCUUAUCAUGCCCUCAAGCCGGCAUCUUGUUUACAACAAUGUACAUUGAACUUACUGGGGAAUGUUUUUUUUUUUUUUUUUUUUUUUUCCUUUUGCUUAUUUAAUUUUCGUUCUUAAGUGCCAAGUGUUGAUGUUCGGUUCCCAUCCGUACUUUGAUUGAUGUAGCUAGCAUAAUGUUGGCAGCAGCGUGCUGUUCUUUUUUAUGUCAUUAGAACAUAUUUGGAUGGUGUUGUGUUUACAUGGUUCUGGGCUGAUCACAGUGAAGCAGCAGAUGGUCAGUUGGACACAUUGUGUUAAUUCACAUUUUAUUUAUUAAUUUUUCUUUAGAUUUUUUUUUAAUGACAGGCACUUGUUUUGAUAUUUCCCAUCAUACACUGUUUUAUUUCCUUUAUUUUUUUUUAGACCAGGAAGAAUUCUGUGAAUAUUUUUGUGUAAAAGGGAAAAAGGUUACCCCUGAACCAUUUUGACCAUCCUGUGCUGUCACGUCGCCUAUGUUAAAAGAAAAAAAAAAAACUAAAGAAAAAUAGUAUCAUUUGUGGAUCGCUCUUGCAUUGUAACUUAAGUUCUCGAGUUGCUUUUACAAGUUUGUGUAGAAGGAAGUGAAAAGGUUUAAAAAAAGUGCUUUGUUUUAUCUUUUUAUUGUUCUGCCAUGUUUUAUUUUAUUCACUCAAAGUAAUGGUGGCUGUGUCACGGUUCACUUUGAGCCUCACCAUUAAAGAAAGUCUUGCUGGUGGCGUUG
Messenger RNA from Poecilia latipinna (sailfin molly), 4005 nucleotides. RefSeq names its product macoilin-1-like. The record is from RefSeq and is a predicted model, not a curated record. The coding region runs from base 84 to 2102 and encodes 672 amino acids. Gene Ontology annotation, cellular component: rough endoplasmic reticulum membrane. Lineage: Eukaryota; Metazoa; Chordata; Actinopteri; Cyprinodontiformes; Poeciliidae. Gene Ontology annotation, biological process: neuronal signal transduction. The transcript is spliced from 11 exons.